UAAUGAAUGAUAGCGAUGAACGAUAUAUGAAAAGGUACCUUUAUACUCCGGAGUCGGACUUAGAAUUUUGAAGUCCACCUAUCCACCAUGGACUGUUCGGAUUUAUUCAAAUCGUUGAUCGUUCACGAUUAGACCCAUUAGAGGGUUAGAGUGAUUUCAGUCGUAGCUAGGAGGAAUCUGCAUAAUGCGGGAUGACGACGCAGAUCGGGUGCUGGACGCGGAGCAGUGGCGGCUGGAAGCCCAGGCGGUAAUCAAUGACGUGAAAAAGCACGUGCAGGACCUAAGGGUGUCUGAACGGCUGACCAGCACAAACCAGAUGAUCUAUUUGAACCUGAUCACGCUGGAGGGUCUGCGGUUUUGCGUGGAACUAUCGGCUGCCGGCUUCGCCAUCAUCGGCAAUCGGCACGACGACACGUCGAACGCGAGAAACGAGCGUUUCGAGACACCGUACGGCCUCCUGAAUUUCGUCAGUCCGCAGUACAGGAAUUCCUUCGGGAACGCACUAUUAGAUAAACUGAAGGAAUUGGGCAAUAAUCAAUAGAUCUCGAGAGAUAACA
Molecule: messenger RNA, 557 nt
Organism: Acromyrmex echinatior (Panamanian leafcutter ant)
Lineage: Eukaryota; Metazoa; Arthropoda; Insecta; Hymenoptera; Formicidae
Product: GSK3-beta interaction protein
Biological process (GO): regulation of canonical Wnt signaling pathway
Cellular component (GO): cytoplasm
Molecular function (GO): kinase regulator activity; protein kinase A binding
Source: RefSeq, a predicted model, not a curated record